Oenanthe melanoleuca is the source of this 2380-nucleotide messenger RNA. RefSeq names its product prolylcarboxypeptidase (gene PRCP). Gene Ontology annotation, molecular function: dipeptidyl-peptidase activity; serine-type exopeptidase activity. Bases 140 to 1579 code for a protein of 479 amino acids. The record is from RefSeq and is a predicted model, not a curated record. The transcript is spliced from 9 exons. Gene Ontology annotation, biological process: proteolysis; negative regulation of systemic arterial blood pressure; angiogenesis involved in wound healing. NCBI's taxonomy places the organism in Eukaryota, Metazoa, Chordata, Aves, Passeriformes, Muscicapidae.
CCGCCCCUGCACGUGUGGGGCUGGCCCCGCCCCCAGGCCCCGCCGCUCCGCGCCGCUCCGCGGGGCAGCUCCGGGCGGGGAGCGGGCCCGUAUAAAGCGGCGGGGCCGAGCCGCUCCUGCUCCUCCUGCCGCCCCCGCCAUGCUGCGGCUCCUCCUGCUGCUGCCGCUCCUCGGCGCGGCCGGCGCCCUGCCCGCCCCGCUCCGCCGCCGGCGGAGCGCCUCGCCGCCCGUCGGCCGCUACCUGACGCGCUACCUGAGCCAGCAGAUUGAUCACUUUGGAUUUGAUGAGAAUCGUACGUUCCAGCAGCGGUACCUGGUAGCAGAUCAGUACUGGAAGAAGGACCAUGGACCAAUUCUGUUCUACACAGGCAAUGAAGGAGACAUCGAGUGGUUCUGCAACAACACGGGUUUUAUGUGGGAUGUGGCUGAAGAACUUAAUGCCAUGUUGGUAUUUGCUGAACAUAGAUAUUAUGGAGAAUCUUUGCCCUUUGGGAAUGAGUCUUUCAGUGAUUCCAAGCAUCUCAACUACCUGACAUCAGAACAAGCUCUGGCAGACUUUGCAGUACUUGUUGAGUACUUAAAGACAACCAUUGCAGGAGCCCAGCACAGUCCAGUCAUAGCUAUUGGAGGGUCUUAUGGAGGAAUGCUUGCAGCCUGGUUUAGGAUGAAGUAUCCCCAUGUGGUGGUGGGAGCUCUGGCAGCCUCUGCCCCGAUCUGGCAGUUUGGUGACUUGGUUCCAUGUGGCACAUUUUUCAGCAUAGUGACCAAUGAUUUCAAAAGGAGUGGCAUGGGCUGCUCAGAGAGCAUCCGGAAUUCUUGGAAUGCUAUUAAUCGCCUUUCCUCAACAGAUGCAGGUUUGCAAUGGCUUUCCAGCACAUUUCAUUUGUGCAGCCCUUUAAAAACUCUUCAGGAUGCUGCUGUAUUGAAAAGUUGGCUGAGUGAAACAUGGGUAAACUUGGCUAUGGUGAAUUAUCCCUAUAAAGCUGACUUCCUGCAGCCUCUGCCAGCUUGGCCUAUACAGGAAGUCUGCAAGUUCUUGAAGGAUCCCAGUCUCUCUGACAAAUUGUUGCUGCAGAAUGUUUUCCGAGCAGUAAAUUUAUAUUACAAUUAUACAGGAGAAGCCUCAUGCUUAGAUGUGGCACAGACUGCAACGAAGAGUCUGGGUGAAAUGGGUUGGUACUACCAGGCUUGCACUGAGAUGGUGAUGCCCUUAUGCACAGAUGGUGUCCAUGACAUGUUUGAGCCUCAGAAGUGGGACUUUGAUGCACUUUCAGAAGAGUGUUACAGGAUGUGGGGAGUGAGGCCUCGCCUCUCUUGGAUUCUUUCUAUGUAUGGAGGAAAAAACAUCACUUCACACAGCAACAUCAUCUUCAGCAAUGGUGGCCUGGAUCCAUGGUCUGCAGGUGGGGUAACCCAGAACAUCACCAAUUCCCUGGUGGCAGUUGUGAUCCCGGAUGGAGCCCAUCACUUGGACCUACGCAGCCAGAACCCUUUGGACCCCAAGUCUGUACAGCAAGCUCGAGCCAUGGAGAUCUGCCUCAUGAAGGAGUGGAUUGAAAAGGCCAGGCACAGCCACUGAAGUGGUACUGCAACAGCUGUGGCCAUUGCACCUCUCUUGGCUUUGCUGGGAGUAGGGCCAGGCCUUGUGAUACGGUCACCGGAGCAUUUCCCUCCUGCUUCCUCACCUGCACAGCAGUGGCCACCACUGCUUGUGUCCACGAGAGAGGCAGGCAGCAGAUGGAUGGAGAGCAUUCUCAGAUGAUAAACUCCAGUCAAACUACAUGGAUUGAGCUGCCUGCGCUGGUUUGCUUUCCUCUUCUGCUCUUCUCAAAUGCUGUACUUUGCUACACAGUAAUGGCUUCCUGUUCUAGGCUUGUUGCCUUUCUCACUGUGCUGAAUGAUUGUUCCAACUGGUGGUGCAUCCAACAGUGGAUUAGAUGGGAGUGCUGUUGAUGGUGAAACUCCUGCUAUACCUCCAGUGUGAUUGAAUUUCAGACAUCCUCUGCUGUGGAGAUAAUGGGGGAACAGAAAUGACAUCUUACUGUGAUGUCUGAUGGAGAGGUAGGGAAGGCCUGGGGAAACUGGCUGUGCUGUUGGUAAGGAAACUAAACAGCCCUUACCCUUUGGAAUUAGUGUUGAAAAAGAAAUAAACAUACAACUUUUUUCCUACUUAAUUUUCCAGCAGCUUAUUAAUCAGUGGAUUUUUGUAUUCUGUGCUGUAAUGAAUGGUCAGGGCUGGGCCCAGACUCACUCUGCUGAUAACUGUCUGAGCAUGCAGAAUCUGCAUCAGGAUUUUAUUUCUUCUUUUGCUAUGACUCCUAAUUCUGUGAUAUUUGUCACUAUCUGUGAUGAUGGUUACCAAAGAAAACUGAGUAUAUUC